Messenger RNA from Gadus chalcogrammus (walleye pollock), 3974 nucleotides. RefSeq names its product ArfGAP with SH3 domain, ankyrin repeat and PH domain 3 (gene asap3). Gene Ontology annotation, cellular component: cytoplasm. Gene Ontology annotation, biological process: positive regulation of GTPase activity. Bases 400 to 3453 code for a protein of 1017 amino acids. The record is from RefSeq and is a predicted model, not a curated record. The transcript has 26 exons. Lineage: Eukaryota; Metazoa; Chordata; Actinopteri; Gadiformes; Gadidae. Gene Ontology annotation, molecular function: protein binding; GTPase activator activity.
GAAAUGCACUCUCUCUACUUCUCUCUCUGUUCAGUGUGCCAAAAAGUACAAACAUUCCCACGUGAUGAUGGAAUCGCUCCCUUCUUGCCUCCCUCCCUCCCUCCAGGCGGGCUCGCGCGGACACACGCGCACAAGUUCACCGUAUACGCACACAUUCAAACAGGAACACCGAACCUCAGUCAGGACGAUUCGCCCAGUCAACUUUCCAGGCAUCACGCAUUACUACACACAGCUGCUGCAGAGGUGGAUAUCAGACACACAGAGUAUCUUCGCUGGCUGCUGAUUUCACGGGGGGAGAGCGGAGCGUGCUGUUUUUUUUUCUUCAAUCGGAAUAUGAGUGCAUGAAACUUUUAAGGAACUUUUCCACGCAGUAAGACCGUGCCAACGUAACACCAAAAGAUGCCGGAGAGAAUAAGCAUUUCGGAUUUCGUCCAUCUGACAAAUGAGGAUUUGGCGUCGCCGGGGACAUCCACGUUUCAGUCCAAAAUGAGCGACUGUCGGAACACAGUUUCGGCUGUAGAGGAGUGCCUGGAGCUGGACCAGACAACUCUGCAGAGGAUGAAGAAGAUAAUCAAGGCUAUACACAGCUCUGGACUUGCCCACGUUGACAACAAGGAGCAGUACACAGAGGUCCUGGAGAACCUGGGGAACAGCCACUUGAUCCAGGACAACAACGAGGUAUCCACGGGCUUCCUGAACCUGGCCGUGUUCACCAGGGAGGUGACGGCACUCUUCAAGAACCUGGUGCAGAACCUCAACAACAUCAUGGCAUUCCCUCUGGAGAACGUCCUGAAGACAGAGACUAGGGAGGGAAGGCUGGAGCUGAAGAAACAGAUGGAGAAGAGUUGGAAGGAGUACGACACGAAGAUGGUGAAGCUGGAGAAGGAGAGGCGGGAGAAGGGCCGGCAGCCGGGGCUGAUCAGGACGGAGGGACCAGAAGGAGGAGAAGACAUGGAGAGGGAGAGGAGGGUCUUCCAGCUGCAGAUGUGUGAGUACCUUCUGAAGAUCCAAGAGCUGAAGGUCCGACAGGGCCCAGAUCUUCUCCAAAGCCUCAUAAAGUACUUCCAGGCUCAGCUCAGUUUCUUCCAGGAUGGUUUGAAAGCGGCAGAUAACCUAACUCCCUUCGUGGAGAAGCUGGCCACCUCGGUCCACGCGGUACGUCUGGAGCAGGACGAGGAGGUGCGGCAGCUGUCCCAACUCAGGGACUCUCUCAGACUGCUGCUGCAGGUGGACGGCAAAGAGGAGUACAUGAACAGGAAGAACUCUGGGAACGGCUACAGCAUUCACCAACCGCAGGGCAACAAGAAGUACGGCACGGAGAAGUCUGGCUUCCUGCUGAAGAAGAGCGAUGGCAUCAGGAAGGUGUGGCAGAAGAGGAAGUGUGGGGUGAAAUACGGCUGCCUCACCAUCUCCCACAGCACGAUCAACCGCCCGCCCGCUAAGCUGAACCUGCUGACCUGCCAGGUGCGGGCCAACCCCGAGGAGAGGAGGACCUUUGACCUGGUCACCCGCAAUCGUACGUACCAUUUCCAGGCAGAUGACGAGGAGGAGUGUUUGAUCUGGGUGUCAGUGCUGCAGAACAGCAAGGAGGAGGCCCUGAACACGGCGCUGGGCGGAGACCAGCUCCACCUACAGGACAGCGGGCUCCAGGAGCUGUCCCGCGCCGUCAUCGCCGAGCUCCACCACCUGCCCGGCAACGACGUCUGCGCCGACUGCGGAGCCCCAGAGCCCACAUGGCUCUCCACCAACCUGGGCAUCCUGACGUGCAUCGAGUGCUCUGGGAUCCACCGGGAGCUGGGGGUCCACUACUCCAGGAUCCAGUCGCUCACGCUGGACGUGCUCAGCACCUCCGAGCUCCUGUUGGCCGUCAGUAUUGGCAACACACGUUUCAAUGAGAUCAUGGAGGCGGGACUCCCCAAUGACUCUGUUAAGCCCCUCCCACAAAGUGACAUGAACGCCAGGAAGGAGUACAUCGUGGCGAAGUACGUGGACCGGCGCUACGUGGUACGGCGGGAGGACGGCGGCGAGCCCUGCCGGGCCUACGCCGCCGUCAGGGGCCGUGACAUCACUUCCCUUCUACAGCUGUACGCCGAGGGGGAGGACCUGGCCAAGCCCCUCAGGCUACCCGACGGACACAAGGACACCAGAGAGACGGCUCUCCAUCAUGCCGUGCUCAUGGAGGAGAAGAGCUCGCUGGCACUGGUGGACUUCCUCAUUCAGAACAGCAACUGUCUGGAGAAGAGGACAGCAGAGGGCAACACGGCUCUGCACUACAGUGUCCUGCAUCACAAGCCUGAGUCUCUCAAACUGCUGCUGAAGGGGAAAGCUGCCCUGCACACAGCAAACACAUCCGGAGAGACGGCCUUGGAUAUCGCACAGAGGCUGCAGCAGACGCAAUCCAUCGAGCUGUUGGAGUUAGCCAAAAGUGGGAAGUUUAACUCCCAGAUCCACGUGGAGUUCAUCUGGGAGAUCGAUUCGUCUCAGGACCUUUACGACAGCGAGGACGACCUGGAUGACAGGGCGAGCCCCAGGUUAUCCCGGAUCCAUCGCUCCUCCGCUCCCACUGGUGGCGCCGCGCCGUCGACGCGCUGGAGCGGCGUGAACGGCGGCAGCAGGCCGUGUCAGACCUACGAGAACGUGGACUACCAGUACAAGACCUCCAGCCCGAGCAGCAGCGCGCUCUCAGAGGUGUCCAUGCCCCCGCCGCUGCCCGUCAAAUCCAUCCAGAGAGGUCGCUCCGACCCCCAGCUCUCCUUCGCCCCCCCGGAGACGAGCCCCGGCCACAGCCCCAGACACUCGGUCUACCAGAACUCCCCGGCCAGAGCCAGCCCCCCCUCACCCGGCCACGACACCCAGGGGGGCCGCCCACCCAGGUCUCCCCAGGGUCAGAGUGUGGUGCUGCGGGGCCACAGGCAGACCAUGUCCUGGGAGGGCCAGUCGGUGUCUCAGAACCACAUCGGCCCCGUCAGCUCUGAGAAGACCACCUCGUACCGCCGGACCAGCAGCGGGUCGGGGGGACAGGGGAAGUGUGUCGCCACGCCGACCAGCUGCCCCACCGCCAGUGAGGAGCUGUACUGCAGCCUGUUGGGCAACGGCGCCCCCCCGACCCCGCCCGCCCAGACGCCGAGCGCGGCCCCGCCCACCGCCCAGAACCCCCCCACGCUGGUCACCAUACCGCCGCCACGGCAACGCAGGAACGCUAUGGUGUCUGGCAGCCGACCCCGGCAGAAGCGCGUCAAAGCCCUGGUGGACUGCCGGGCGGUGGGCUCGGAGCAGCUGGCCUUCUUCAAGGACGAGGUGAUCGUGGUCACGGCCACCGAGGACCCCCACUGGUCGGCCACAUCGACGGAGACUCGUCGCGAAGCGGCACCUUCCCCGUCAACUACGUGCACAAACACGGAGACUGAGGGGACCCCCCCCCGGGACCCCAGAUAUCUGCGCAUGAGCAAAUAGGAGAAGAACUGAAAGACCCCGGGAUGCUUCCUCAAAACGCCUGAAGCAGGAGAGUGUAAUUUCCCCCCCCCUCCCCCCCCCGAAAAAAGAGAACUCCAACACGUAUGCGACAGGAUGCUGGAGUUGGCUGAGGUGCCAAUGCGCUUUUUCCACGAGGAUGGAGAAACGAAGGCAACCCCAGAAACCGAGCUGGGCUUUGGCCGUAGUGGACAAUGAUCUACAGUCUUCUGCUGGCGACCCAGAGUAGUGGGUUUGACCCAGGCACCUCUCUACCUUAAGCCAUUUUCCUAACGUGUUUCCUGGGCUCACACAUUGUACCUUUGUUUUACAGUAGUAAAAAUACUAAUGGGCACCAGUGACGCGGUAUUUCCCCCCCCCGUCACAUGGUAUUCAUCACAGAAAUAACCCGGGAUUUGGUAGAACGUCAUUUGAACCGAUGUUGACACAAGCGUGUUUGCGAGCGGUGGAGCAGAAACCAAAAAUCUACGACCUGCACAUAAAAUAAACUGUAAACUCGGGGG